GUGACUGUUGAGAGCUUUUCUUAUUAUAGUCUAGCUUCUUUACAUGAGUUUGAAAUCUGAUUGAAUUGCAAAUUAUAUUAGUAACUAUGGAAUAUAUGAAGAGUUUGGGGUCUUCUGUCAUUGAAAUAAUCAAAGCCAAGAAUAAGCGUGAAAUGUUGGAGCAAAAAAUGGACGACCUACUGAGUCAUCAGAGACAAUUUGUCGAAAAUAAUCGUCGGUCCUUAGAACAGAAAAUAAAAGAAAAGGAAAAGGAAGUAUUUUGUCAGCUACAUGACUUACUGGGAGGGGAUCUCCCGUGCGACCAGAUAAACAGGGACUUGCAGCAAGCCAACGACGCUCUACGAGCAGAACUCGACAAAGUAGGAUUUUUAAUAUCUGAACUAUUCAAAUGGAUGUGGUGA
Molecule: messenger RNA, 401 nt
Organism: Mauremys mutica (yellowpond turtle)
Lineage: Eukaryota; Metazoa; Chordata; Testudines; Geoemydidae
Product: centromere protein F-like
Exons: 3
Coding region: 87-401 (104 amino acids)
Source: RefSeq, a predicted model, not a curated record